Nematocida ausubeli is the source of this 777-nucleotide messenger RNA. RefSeq lists its product as uncharacterized. The coding region runs from base 1 to 777 and encodes 258 amino acids. Lineage: Eukaryota; Fungi; Microsporidia. The record is from RefSeq and is a predicted model, not a curated record. The transcript has a single exon.
AUGUACAACAAAUACAAAAAAUACUUUAUAUCUAGAAUGAAUAUUAACAAUGAAACAACAAGAAUGUUAAUCGAUAAGCUAGGAGCAGUAAGAACAGAAGCACUUAGUUUCUCAGAGGCAAGUCUGCCAGCCAAGACAAAGAGUAUAAUCUCAUGCAUAGUGGGUGCUGAAAUGGCAAUAUUUGGGUCUAAAUUUCCUGCCUUUAAUGGGGGAAUUGUAGCCAUAUUGUAUCUAUAUCACUUCUUGCUUCGAGUUGUAGGAGGACUUUCUUCAUUUUUAUGCAGUAUGUCAAGUGAUACAGCCAAGCAGAUUGGUGAUAAUCUGGUGAAUAAUCCAGUUUACACAUUCGGGUGCAUAUUCUUCUUUGGGGUGAUAGCUUCUUGCUUAAUACUUGCAAUUUUCAAGUUCUUCAUGCGGUUGUUUAUAUUCCUGACAUGUGUAUUUUUAUUUGUAGAGGGUCCUGCUAGGGGCAUUUUCAUGCAGUAUGGUGUGGAAGGUCCUUUGCCUCCUUUGGUGCUUGGUGUUAUACUGGGGGCUGUGCUUAUGGUUUAUUUUGAGAAAAUUGCCAGAAAAUCAAUUCUUAUUGUGCUAUUUUCAUUUGUUGGGUGCGGUUUGCUGUUCACGGGAGUUGGAGAAAUAACGAACAACAGGUCUUCAAUUGCUGAGUCAAUAAUAAGCCUCAAUCCGCCUGAUGUACCACUGGCGAAUAUCCUUAAGGAUUCUCUUUUGUUCUGCCUUACAGUGGGGGCUUCAAUGUUAAUCCAGCUUUUUAUAUAG